Beta vulgaris subsp. vulgaris (sugar beet) is the source of this 747-nucleotide messenger RNA. RefSeq lists its product as uncharacterized. The coding region runs from base 1 to 747 and encodes 248 amino acids. The transcript is spliced from 3 exons. NCBI's taxonomy places the organism in Eukaryota, Viridiplantae, Streptophyta, Magnoliopsida, Caryophyllales, Amaranthaceae. The record is from RefSeq and is a predicted model, not a curated record.
AUGGCACUAGGAGCUAAAAAUAAACUCGUUUUUAUUGAUGGUAAGUUACCUAAACCUCCUCCUAAUUCAGAUGAUUAUAGGUUCUGGGAUGAUUUGGUUGAGAAAUAUGGGAAGUCAAAUGCACCACAAUUAUAUUCUAUCAUGAAAGAAAUGACUGGGUUGACGCAAAAUGAGAUGAGUGUAGCUGAUUAUUAUGGUAAGUUGAAGAAGUUUUGGGAUGAGUUGAAUGUUUUAAAUGGUUUUCCAGAGUGUUCUUGUGAUGUUUUAAAGGACUCAAAAUACGAUAGUGUUAGAGAAGGUAUUCUCGCCAUGGAUACUUUACCAACUAUAAACAAAGCCUUUCACCUUGUUCAACAAGCAGAGAAACAGAAAGAGAUAAGUGAGAAUAUUGAAACUGGUUCUGAAGCUAGUGCUUUAUUCUCUAACAAGGGCAUAUUCUCUGGAAUACAACAUACUAAAGGACUGUUUCAGAACAUGAAGGGAGGAAUGCAAAGGAAGGAAAGCAAGGAAGAAAAAAUGAAAAAGUAUUUUUGUGACCACUAUAAGAUGAAGGGUCAAACUAGAGAGGGAUGUUUCAAGCUUAUUGGCUAUCCUUAUUGUAACCACUACAACAUGAAGGGGAAGACUAAGGAAGGGUGCUUCAAGAUACAUGGGUAUCAAGACAAGGGUAAAGGUCCAGUUCAAAAAGGGAGAAGAAACUUGAUCUAUGCUGGUAAUGCUGAGAGUAAGGAAGAAAACAAGAAUUAG